Molecule: messenger RNA, 645 nt
Organism: Aspergillus uvarum CBS 121591
Lineage: Eukaryota; Fungi; Ascomycota; Eurotiomycetes; Eurotiales; Aspergillaceae
Exons: 1
Coding region: 100-603 (167 amino acids)
Source: RefSeq, a predicted model, not a curated record
CAUCCACCACAUCACCCUGAUGACAUGUACGAGAUUGCGUGACUUUUUGUAAAUGUUGAUAUUCUAUGUCUCGUGUUGGAGUUGGAACACCCCUUUUGCAUGUAUUGCAGAUUUUCUAUAUCUAUUUGUAUAACCCCAGCGCCGGCUGUGACUGGAUUGUCUGCCGCUACCACUCUUACCACACCCACUGACUACUCCACCUAUACCAAUUUCAUAUGUUUUUCUUGUUUUUUUGUGAAUUGUCCACUGUACUUUUUAGCCCUUGCGGGAGCCCAUGCGGGGAGAAAUUCUCUCGAAGCAACUGCAAACACGCAUCUUGUUGUACUUCAACCUUUGCAUUUGGGGGUUGUUGUGUUCUUCAGACUUGACGGAAAGUGUUCUGGUCUGAUCCACAUCCAGGGUGAUCAAACCCAAUGCACGCCCACUCCAACGGCGACCGGUCAUCUGCUAUCCAUCUUUAGUCCGUCGAGUUUCACGGUAUCGACCGACUCCACCUCAUUUUGCCUGGAAGAAUGGGGCAGACGGGACGAAUUGGUUCUACCACUUCAUGUUCUGCUUCUUUCUCUUUCCUUUUCUGUUUGUAUAAGGGAAAUCUUAUCUUAACCUUAACCUGAACUAUAUCAAUCAACCUCGUUGAGUCAAUGA